CACACAGGUGUCGCUAGCAAUCAACGACUGGAAGCAAUUUGAAAAGUAUAUUAUUAGGAAAUUUUUAUAUAUAAAAUUCCCAAUUAUUUUCAGUAAAGGGUUAUAAUGGAGGAGAGCGAAACAGGAAAAAAUCAAGAAAAUACUAAUACAGAUAGUGAAGAAGCAUCUGAAGCAGAUGAUAAUCAAGAUACUAAUGAAAUGGAAAUUGAAGUGGAUCCAGAAGCAAUAGAAGUUCAUAUGAAUCACCAUCGAAUAAAAGAUCUUAAAUACUUCGGAGAUACACUGCAAUGUGUUGAGGUUUUGGAAUUACGAAACAAUUUCAUCACUGAAAUUAAAAAUUUGGAUAAUCUAGUAACUUUGAAAGAAUUGGAAUUAUAUGACAAUCAAAUUACUAAACUGGAAAAUCUGGAUGCCCUUGUAAAUCUAGAAGUAUUGGACAUUUCCUUUAAUCGUCUACGUAAAAUAGAAAAUCUGGACAGUCUUACAAAGCUAAAGAAACUGUUUCUGGUCAACAAUAAAAUCACAAAGAUUGAAAAUAUCAAUCACUUAUCCAAUCUAGAAAUGCUAGAAUUGGGGUCUAACAAAAUACGGGUAAUUGAAAAUUUAGAAGGUUUAGACAAUCUGAAAAGUUUAUUUUUAGGAAAAAACAAAAUAACAAAAUUACAAAAUCUAGGUUCGCUUGUUCAACUGGAAUUAAUCAGUAUUCAGUCUAACAGAAUAGUGAAAUUAGAGGGCCUUGAAAAUCUUAUCAAUCUUGAGCAAUUAUAUCUUAGUCAUAAUGGUAUAGAGUGCAUGGAGGGCUUAGAAAAUAAUAAAAAGCUACAAACAUUGGACAUGGCAGCAAAUCGAAUUUCAAGAAUAGAAAAUAUUGAGCAUUUAACAGACUUGGAAGAAUUUUGGUUUAAUGAUAAUCAAAUACACAAGUGGGAAGAUGUUGAAGUUUUAAAGAAUUUUAAAAAAUUGAACACAGUUUAUCUUGAAAACAAUCCCAUUGCAGACGAUCCUAUGUACAGAUUUAAAAUUAAACAAAUAGCAUCUCAUAUACAGCAGAUUGAUGCUACAAUGUGUUAGCUUUGUAUAGUUAAGCAAAAUUGGAAUUGUUAAAAAAGUGGCAAUAAAAUUAAUAGUUACACAAACUAUAAUCAAAUUUUUAUUAUUUACAAGUUUUUUCUUACAAGCUGUUAAUGUCAUCUUGGAGGUAGAUGUAGUUCUGU
Messenger RNA from Centruroides sculpturatus (bark scorpion), 1214 nucleotides. Its product is annotated as protein phosphatase 1 regulatory subunit 7-like. Bases 106 to 1071 code for a protein of 321 amino acids. The record is from RefSeq and is a predicted model, not a curated record. Gene Ontology annotation, molecular function: protein binding. NCBI's taxonomy places the organism in Eukaryota, Metazoa, Arthropoda, Arachnida, Scorpiones, Buthidae. The transcript has 10 exons.